This is a messenger RNA of Saimiri boliviensis boliviensis (Bolivian squirrel monkey), 3598 nucleotides long. It is a transcript of the gene SVOP, whose product is annotated as SV2 related protein. Gene Ontology annotation, cellular component: membrane. Gene Ontology annotation, molecular function: transmembrane transporter activity. The record is from RefSeq and is a predicted model, not a curated record. NCBI's taxonomy places the organism in Eukaryota, Metazoa, Chordata, Mammalia, Primates, Cebidae. Gene Ontology annotation, biological process: transmembrane transport.
GUAGUGCAUCACCAGCCAGAGAGCCUGUGAACUCCUCCGAGCAGAAAGGCUCUCCCUGCCCCCUCUCCCCGCGCAGCUCGCUCUGCCCUCCGCCUCCUCCUCUCCGCCCACUCUCGCCGCGGUCUCCUGGCGGCGGCGGCUUUGUCUCGUGGGCUAGUCCCCAGCGGCUCCCUCCCCAGCAGCUGCUGCCCGCGAGAGGAAGCCGCGCGGGUGCUGUCCAGCAUCCCGGUGCUGAAAACCGGAGGGCUCGUCAUCCACCACUACCAUGUAAGAGCCAUGAGAAGGGCUCGUCCUGGCGCAGCGCGGACAUGGAGGAGGACUUAUUCCAGCUAAGGCAGCUGCCGGUUGUGAAAUUCCGUCGCACAGGCGAGAGUGCAAGGUCAGAGGACGACACGGCUUCAGGAGAGCAUGAAGUCCAGAUUGAAGGGGUCCGCGUGGGCCUAGAGGCUGUGGAGCUGGAUGAUGGGGCAGCUGUGCCCAAGGAGUUUGCCAAUCCCACCGAUGAUACUUUCAUGGUGGAAGAUGCGGUGGAAGCCAUUGGCUUUGGAAAAUUUCAGUGGAAGCUGUCUGUUCUCACCGGCUUGGCUUGGAUGGCUGAUGCCAUGGAGAUGAUGAUCCUCAGCAUCCUGGCGCCACAGCUGCAUUGCGAGUGGAGGCUCCCAAGCUGGCAGGUGGCCCUGCUGACCUCGGUGGUCUUUGUAGGCAUGAUGUCCAGCUCCACGCUCUGGGGAAAUAUCUCAGAUCAGUACGGCAGGAAAACAGGGCUGAAGAUCAGUGUGCUGUGGACUCUGUACUAUGGCAUCCUUAGUGCUUUUGCACCCGUGUACAGCUGGAUCCUGGUGCUCCGGGGCCUGGUGGGCUUCGGGAUCGGAGGAGUCCCCCAGUCGGUAACGCUCUAUGCCGAGUUCCUUCCCAUGAAAGCCAGAGCUAAAUGUAUUUUGCUGAUUGAGGUAUUCUGGGCCAUCGGGACAGUGUUCGAGGUCGCCCUGGCUGUGUUCGUGAUGCCCAGCCUGGGCUGGCGCUGGCUGCUCAUCCUCUCAGCUGUCCCGCUCCUCCUCUUUGCCGUGCUGUGUUUCUGGCUGCCGGAAAGUGCAAGGUAUGACGUGCUGUCAGGGAACCAGGAAAAGGCAAUUGCCACCUUAAAGAGGAUAGCGACGGAAAACGGAGCUCCCAUGCCGCUGGGGAAACUCAUCAUCUCCAGACAGGAAGACCGAGGCAAAAUGAGGGACCUUUUCACGCCCCAUUUUAGAUGGACAACUUUGUUGCUGUGGUUUAUAUGGUUUUCCAACGCAUUCUCUUACUACGGGUUAGUUCUACUCACCACAGAACUCUUCCAGGCGGGAGAUGUCUGCAGCAUCUCCAGUCGGAAGAAGGCAGUAGAGGCAAAAUGCAGCCUGGCCUGUGAGUACCUGAGCGAGGAGGAUUACAUGGACUUGCUGUGGACCACCCUCUCUGAGUUCCCAGGUGUCCUUGUGACUCUGUGGAUUAUUGACCGCCUGGGGCGCAAGAAGACCAUGGCCCUGUGCUUCGCCAUCUUCUCCUUCUGCAGCCUCCUGCUGUUUAUCUGUGUUGGAAGAAAUGUGCUCACUCUGUUACUCUUCAUUGCAAGAGCGUUUAUUUCUGGAGGCUUUCAAGCGGCAUAUGUUUACACACCUGAGGUCUACCCCACGGCAACACGGGCCCUCGGCCUGGGCACCUGCAGUGGCAUGGCAAGAGUGGGUGCUCUCAUCACUCCGUUCAUUGCCCAGGUGAUGCUGGAAUCCUCUGUGUACCUGACUCUGGCGGUUUACAGUGGCUGCUGCCUCCUGGCUGCCCUGGCCUCCUGCUUUUUGCCCAUCGAGACCAAAGGCCGAGGACUACAGGAGUCCAGCCACCGGGAGUGGGGCCAGGAGAUGGUCGGCCGAGGAAUGCACGGUGCAGGUGUCACCAGGUCGAACUCUGGCUCUCAGGAAUAGUGACUGAUGGGGGACUGAGCUGGUCUUUGAGGCUGCAGAGCUCAGGGGGCUGGCGGGCCCCAACUGGGGCACUGAUUGCCAACAUCAAGAACUCACCCAAGAGUAUGACCUGGACCAACAGGGUUUUGUGUCUUGACUCAGCUUGCUCAUAUUCAUUGAGGUCCACCCAGGGAUGGGGCGGUAUUGGCUCUAGGGAGUUUUCUGUAUAUGUGGAGAAAGGUUUGUUCAUAACCUGUGGAUCUGCAUGGGGAAACUACCCAUAUUAGGAGGGUCUGGUGAUGCCAGCAACUAAUCGGACACCAUCCAGAGUCACCCGGCCACACCCUCGGUGAACAACCAAAAGAUCUCUCUGUAGAUACCGUCCAGGCCCAGGCCCAUGUGACACCUGCCACCCACCCACCGGACCUGUUCAGUAGGUUUCUCCCACACCCACAGCCCCAGGCUUUCUUCUUUGAAGUUGCAGGUGAUCUAGGCGUGGUCUCAGCAGCUAUUUCCUGGCAGGGCCCCCCUCUGUUUGCCUCCCUAGAGCCUGACCAGUGGAUUCUCUGGCAGAUGGACAUUGUGCAUUCAAACUGGAGCCACCUGCCCCCACCCAGGCCCCUCUGGAGUUGCCGUUGUUGGCACCAAGGGAUCCAGAUGUGUCCCUGGGGACAGCUGGACUUGUACCGGGUGACAGCCUCAGGAAGCUGUUACCCCCUGGGAACUGAGGACUGAGGUCAAAGGAAAGUGAAUCAAGCUCAAGUCAGAGCACGGGCCUCCCCUUCUGAAGCAGCCAAGGCCAUGGUUGGGAUUCUUUCCUGACCCCCUCCUUGGUCAGGCUGAAUAGUGACUUUUUUUUUUUUUUUGAGACAGAGUCUUGCUCUGUCACCCAGGCUGGAGUGCAGUUGCACGAUCUUGGCUCAAUGCAACCUCUGCCUCCCGGGUUCAAGCAAUUCUCCUGCCUCAGCCUCCCGAGUAGCUGAGAUUACAGGUGCCCACCACCAUGCCCGGCUAAUUUUUGUAUUUUUCAUAGAGGCGGGGUUUCACCACGUUGGCCAGGCUGGUCUUGAACUCCUGACCUCAAGUGAUCUGCCCACCUCGGCCUCCCAAAGUUCUGGGAUUACAGGCGUGAGCCACCACACCCGGCCUGAAUGGUGACUCUUGAUGGGAAAAAGUUUACUCAGGUUCCAGGCACAAAAUCCAAAAGCCAGGGCUUUGGGUUCUGUGUAGAUGGCUGAAUGGGCAGAGAAACCAAAAGGAUGCUACGCCCACCAUCUUGUCCCAUGGGAAUGCAAAGCUGCUCCUCUGUCCAGGGCCUUCUUGGUCAUUACACAAAGGCAGCCCCUGGGGUUCCAGUCAUGGAGCCUGGCAUGGAAUGGAGAGGGGCGGGAGGACUCAGGUGUGUGAAACGUGUAUGUUUUCAAAGGAAGGGGAGGGAAGCCAACUGGGUUUUGAGUUGGUCUCUGCAGGCAACAUCACUUCCGGGAUUUGGUUUACUGAAGCCUUUUUUGCCCAUGGUGAAGGCAGGGGACCUAGACAAGGAGGGAGGGAGCUGGCAGAUCCCAUCAAAGGCCAGAGCCGACUGACCUACUGCUUGAAGUAGACGUUGCAAGGAAGCCAAUGUGUGCGUUCAUCUCCUAUUAAAACAUGUCAGUGAUGGACAU